Molecule: messenger RNA, 660 nt
Organism: Mytilinidion resinicola
Lineage: Eukaryota; Fungi; Ascomycota; Dothideomycetes; Mytilinidiales; Mytilinidiaceae
Exons: 1
Coding region: 1-660 (219 amino acids)
Source: RefSeq, a predicted model, not a curated record
AUGGAGAACGCACUUCCAAUUCCCACCGAGAAGAAGGCUCUCUUCGCGAAAGUUCGAGAGUUCGUGGAAAUCUACAUGUCCGCGUACGACUCAUCUCACGAUUGGUCGCACAUCCAACGCGUGACCUCGAACGGCCUGCGCAUUUUCCUCGGUGAGAAGGAGACAAAUCCUUCCUUUACUGCUACCCUCGACACUACCGCUAUCUUUCUCGGCUGCCUAAUACACGACGUUGGCGACUAUAAGUAUGUCACCGGCAUACCCAACCCGAACGAGAUCUCCGACGCCCUCGUCAAACUAGGCGCCGACGCCGAACUUGCGAUGAAGGUGCAGGAGAUCGGCACCUGGGUCUCGUACUCUAAGGAGGUGAAGAAUCCAGAGAUCACAAAAGCGAUGCUCGAGAAGCAUCCGGAACUACGGAUCGUCCAAGAUGCGGAUCGAUUGGAUGCGAUUGGGGCUGUGGGAGUUGGUCGAUGCUUCACAUACCAUGGAGCCAAGGGGACGGGUUCGAUGCAGAACUCGAUCGACCACUAUGACGAGAAACUGCUGAAGAUUGAGUAUAUGAUGAAGACGGAGACAGGCACGAAGAUGGCAAAGGAGCGGACAGAGAUCCUGAGGAUGAUCAAGGAGGCUUGGGAGAAAGAGACAGAGUUGGCAUUUUGA